Messenger RNA from Paramuricea clavata, 544 nucleotides. NCBI's taxonomy places the organism in Eukaryota, Metazoa, Cnidaria, Anthozoa, Malacalcyonacea, Plexauridae. The record is from the annotation of a GenBank genome assembly.
AUGCCAAAAGAUGUCCCAAAUAAUUUAUAUGCCUUUCCUGAAAAUUAUGGUGCUGACGAAUGUGGUAAGUGUGAGAUACUGUAUGAUAAUCGUCACCAAUACACCCUUCUGGAAAGUAUGGGACUUUGGCUCUAGUGCCUUGUUUUUGUGUGACAUAUCAGUUAAGGCUAACAUCUCAAUCAUGAAAACAAUGCUCUAUAGCAAAGGUGGCAUAUUUUCUGGAAGCUUGUAUUACAGGUACAAGCAACAACAAAAUACACAUAUAUCAUCUUAUGAAAAAGAUCAUUAGUGAGACUUAUGCACCAGUAGGCUGGCAUAUUUUUUUAAUGAACUAAUGUUCUUUCAAGGUUUGCCAGUAACACAGGAGGCAAUUGAUGAGGUGGCUGAAGUUUCUGGUGUCCUAACAGUUGGAGAGGAUUAUCUGUCACCUGCUGUUAGGGCUAAAUGUGAAUGUAUCAUUCCAGAUAUAAAUGGUGUCAAAUCUUGCAAUGCUGCAGACACAUUUUUAUUCCUUAAAGAACAUUACUAUGAACAGUCAAUGUGA